AGCCUAGCGCACUCUCCCUCCUUCUCCUCCAUUGUCAGCAAGCUGAACGAUGCGAUCGCUCGCAGCCGUCGUCGCCGCCCAAUAGAGACCCCAGCCCGAGAAAUAAGCGCAACUACCCCUCUAGAGAGACCGCGAGAGAACCAGAGACGGAGACAAGCCGUGUUUCAAGCCAAUAUCAGCUGUCGUCAAUCCGGUUUUUAAUGCUAUAGCUAGUCGCUGACAGACAGCGAGAGAGAGAGAGAGAGAGAGAGAGAGCGAGAGGGAGCGAGAAAGAGCGAGCGAGAGAGACAAGAGAGGGAUAGGGAAGAAAUAAGGGAAAAGGAUUGCUCGUUUUUCGCAUCUCGUCUGUUUUGGAGAGAAAGAAGAGACGAGGCUCACCUAAUCAUGGGAUGUACAUUGAGCGCCGAGGAGAGAGCGGCUUUGGACAGGAGCAAAGCGAUUGAGAAAAACCUCAAGGAAGAUGGAAUCACUGCCGCUAAAGACGUGAAACUACUCCUGCUAGGGGCAGGAGAAUCAGGCAAGAGCACCAUCGUGAAACAGAUGAAGAUUAUCCACGAGGAUGGCUUCUCUGGGGACGAUGUGAAGCAGUACAAGCCCGUGGUCUACAGCAACACCAUCCAGUCCCUGGCAGCCAUCGUCCGUGCCAUGGACACACUGGGGCUGGAGUACGGGGACAAGGAGAGGAAAGCGGACGCUAAGAUGGUGUGCGACGUGGUGAGCCGCAUGGAGGACACGGAGCCGUACUCGCCAGAGCUCCUCGGCGCCAUGAUCCGCCUCUGGUCCGACUCCGGCAUCCAGGAGUGCUUCAGCCGCGCCCGCGAAUACCAGCUCAACGACUCCGCCCAGUACUACCUUGACAGCCUAGACCGGAUCGGAGCCGCAGACUACCAGCCCACAGAGCAGGACAUCCUCAGAACCCGGGUCAAGACCACUGGGAUCGUAGAAACUCAUUUCACCUUCAAGAACCUGCACUUCAGGCUGUUUGAUGUAGGAGGUCAAAGGUCAGAGAGGAAGAAGUGGAUCCACUGCUUUGAGGAUGUGACGGCCAUCAUUUUCUGCGUGGCCUUGAGCGGUUACGACCAGGUGCUUCACGAAGACGAGACCACGAAUCGCAUGCACGAGUCUCUCAUGUUGUUCGAUUCCAUCUGUAACAACAAAUUCUUCAUUGAUACUUCCAUCAUUCUCUUCCUCAACAAGAAAGACCUGUUCGCUGAAAAGAUCAAGAAGUCUCCCUUGAGCAUCUGUUUCCCUGAGUACACAGGUCCCAACACCUACGAGGACGCGGCCGCAUACAUCCAAGCACAGUUCGAGAGCAAGAACCGCUCGCCCAACAAAGAGAUCUACUGUCACAUGACCUGCGCCACGGACACGGGCAACAUCCAGGUGGUGUUCGACGCCGUCACCGACAUCAUCAUCGCUAACAACCUGCGGGGCUGCGGCUUGUACUGAGCUCGCCUGCCUCUCGCGACACGUUUGGUAAUUACUAUUGAAAAUGCAAGUUGGUAAAUAAUAAUGAUAAUUUUAAAAAAGGCAUACAUAUAUAUAAAUAUAUAUAUAUAUAAAAAUCUUUUUAGUUUGUCUCAAAGAGCUGCCAACAGAACUUUCUUAUAGAAACCCAGCCCUUACGGUUAUAGACACAUUUAGCUAUUUUUGUUUUGUUUAUUUUUUUAUUUUUUUUUGUUGUUUCGUUUUUUUCACACGCCCCCCACUCGCUGUGUCUUCUUGUUUUAACAAAACAGCCCUUUUUUGUUUUACAAAAAGAAAAUGUGUCUUUAUUUUAUUGUUUUGUUUUUUUUAAUGUUUACUUGUUAAUUGUAUGUAUAUUUAUUGUAUGAAUAUCAACAAGGGUGUUAACCUGGACAUGUUUGCCUGAGAAUAAUAAUGAUGUAAUGACAAUAACAAUAAUAACAAUUGUAAUGGCUUUGACAGUGAUGUUAGUCGUAAACACUACGGUGGCAAUUUCAGUUCUCGGACUGGGUUUUAACGCUAUUCCUGUUAUUUUGGUUUAUUGAGACUGGGUUUUCAGGGUAAUCCUGUUCGUUCUGUUCAGCUGUUUGAUAUUUUUGAAAAAAAGACAACAAAAAAAACUGUUGUUUUUUUUUAAGGACACACACAGGAUUGCACCAUAUCAGCUUGUUCUGUUCUCACUUGUGGAUCAAAAACCUUCCCAGGGUUCCGCCCUGUCACUGGAGGAGGCCUUGCCAUUGGCCCCCGUGCAUUCAGGGGCCACAGCUCUCUAUACCAACACGAGGCCUCUCUCAGCCAAUGAAAUUUCAGAAAAGUUUCAUAUCAGUGCCAACCUUCUGAAAAUGGCGGGUUUGGAAGAUAGUACUAGAAACAACAUUAGGUUGCUGUAACAAGAACCUAUGAAUAUUAUCAUGUAAGAAACUUCUACUUUUUUAUUAUCAUCGGUUAAUUUAUUAAUUAAGUUAUUCCUCCUCAGGCCCGCCCUCACCUUCACACUCACCUCACGCCCCACACUUCCUACCUCCCAUCAUCCUUCCCUUUUUGUUAACUUCCUGUCCUGGCUGGGUUAUGACGUCUCCUGUCGCUGAUCCUGCCACAGAAAGCAUGACCCUUCAGCCUUUGUAUAAAGCAACAAAUAAAAUCAAAUAGACAUUGAGAAAAAAACAAAAUCCACAAAAAAAAGAGAAAAGAAGAAAAAAGGCACAAAAAAAUAAAAUAAAAAACAUAAUGAAACAAAAAAGAAAAACAUCACGUGGGUAUGGGGGAGGGAGGGGGAACCGAUUGAUUGACAGCCAUCCUGACCAGUAAUGUGAUGUUUCGAGAACAACGGUCGCUGGGAUGUGUGAUUCAGUAGAACGCUAUAGAACCGGUUCUAGAAUCUUUACAAGUAGAAAUAAAGAAGAAACAAAAAAGAUCAACAACAAUAAUUAUAAUAACAAUGACGAUGAUGAUGAUUAUGAUGAUGACGAUGAUAAUAUUAUUAAAGUAUAUUUCUUGUGCUUUGUAGCUAAAGAACAUUUUUUCUCUCCCCCUUUUUUAAAAGUUUUGCAGGGGUUUCUCCGAGUCACUCUCGACCGUUCUUACUGACUUAACCCAUGUGGAUGUUUUUUGAACUGUACCCAUUAUUUUGCCUGUUCGCCCUGCAUUGCAGUGUCUUUAUUUAGCCUGGAAUAUUUUUUGGGGAAAAAAAUAAUAUCACAAACACUUUGGGCACGUUCCUGUCCUCAUCCUGGCAGACGUGUGACACAGCUGUACAGAUUCAUGCGCUUUCUCUUAGUUUUGGAAAUUGUACUCAAACACCUUCCAGGUCUGCAUAGAAAAGCACAGCUCUCACUCACCCGUAGAUUUGGAAAGAUGUCUCUCUCCUCCCUCUUAGCCUUUUUGCUCUUAAAAAAAUAAAGAAUACUGUGUAUUAUGACAUAUACCAGUUAGGCUUUCUUUUUGCCCUCCCUCUUCCUCCUCUGUUUUCUUUUUCUUUUUUUCCAGUGAAUGCAUUUUUUGUGAUGCUUUCCCUCCUCUUUAGUGAAUGGUUGUUCUUUCAUGUGGGAUGUUUGUGCUGAAAACCAAUUCGAAUGUAGUGUUUACAUUAAAAGCCACAGUUUUCAUGACUACUA
This is a messenger RNA of Conger conger (European conger), 3581 nucleotides long. RefSeq names its product guanine nucleotide-binding protein G(o) subunit alpha. The record is from RefSeq and is a predicted model, not a curated record. Gene Ontology annotation, cellular component: heterotrimeric G-protein complex. Gene Ontology annotation, molecular function: corticotropin-releasing hormone receptor 1 binding; G protein-coupled serotonin receptor binding; mu-type opioid receptor binding. NCBI's taxonomy places the organism in Eukaryota, Metazoa, Chordata, Actinopteri, Anguilliformes, Congridae. The transcript has 8 exons. Bases 385 to 1449 code for a protein of 354 amino acids. Gene Ontology annotation, biological process: G protein-coupled dopamine receptor signaling pathway; adenylate cyclase-modulating G protein-coupled receptor signaling pathway.